Gasterosteus aculeatus aculeatus (three-spined stickleback) is the source of this 6139-nucleotide messenger RNA. NCBI's taxonomy places the organism in Eukaryota, Metazoa, Chordata, Actinopteri, Perciformes, Gasterosteidae. The record is from RefSeq and is a predicted model, not a curated record.
AAGAUCUUUCCCUAACUUUUGUCUGCCUCCUUUCUGCUUUCCUUUCUCUGUGGAAAAAGUCUGAAGAAAAGAAAUCCAGCAGAGAGAAGACGCCACCGGAUUACAUCAUCCUUCUCCCGGGCCGCACACGCCGCAUUUAUUCAUGGAUUAAUGUGGUCGCAAAAUUACGGAUUUAUCAUUUGUUAAAGCUGGUGGCUGAGGGGAGCUGCUUGUUGGAGUGAAACCAUGUGGCUUCAGUGGUCCUGUCUGACAUUGUUGGCGCUCAGCUGGGGCUCCUGUGACCUGCUGACAUCGGAGCAAGGUGAUCAAUGCCCAGCCUUGCAAGUGGAUGAGUGGAGGUUUCCUCAGGGGGCCAGGGACAACAUCACAGGCUUUAAUCUGGUGAGGCGAUUCUCCCUGCUCAAGAGUAAAGAUGUCAAGAAGAUCCGCAACCCUCGAGGACCGGUCAUCCUCCGCCUGGGCAAAGCCGCACUCCUGCGCCCCACUGAGCAGGUGUUUCCUCAUGGCCUUCCUGAGGAGUUCAUCCUGGUCUUCACUGUGGUGUUAAAGAAGGCUGCACUGAGAGACACCAUCUACCUCUUCCAGAUAUCUGAUCAGCAGGGAUACCCCCAGCUCUCCGUAGACUUCAACGGCCCCGAUGGCACCCUGUCGCUCCGUGCGAGGGCCGCGGAGCCCGCCGAGGACCCGGUGAACUGCAUUUUCACUGGUGAGGGGGUGGAGGCCCUGAUGGACUUGCGCUGGCACAAGGUGGCCCUCAGCGUGCAACGCGAAGCCGCCUCCCUCCACGUGGAUUGCAACUCCAUCGAGACCAAACCGCUGAGGCCCCGUGGAAUUUUGCCCAUCGACGGACACACUUUGCUGGGCAUCCGGGCUUCAGACGCUGGGCCCGCGCAGAUGGACAUUCAGCAGGUGAUGCUGUAUUGUGACCCCUCCCUCGCCGUUCAGGAAGCUUGCUGUGAGAUACCUGGAGCACGGUGCCCACCAGAUGCUACCAAGAGCCGCCGUGCUGCAGAGAAUGACCUGUUGGAAAACGUCUUUAACCAGGAGAUUUUCACAUCAGAGGAUCUGUCUGAGAAAGGAGUUGCUGGGACUAAAGGUGAAAAAGGCGACAGGGGUGACGCCUGUUCUGGCUCCCAUUCAGGUCCAUGCACAGAGGGACCCAAGGGCCAGAAGGGGGAGAGGGGCGAGCUGGCACCACCUGCCAACUGGGGCGAAGCAGCAGGCUACAAGGGAGAAAAGGGUCGGAAGGGAGAGAUCGGUGCUCAGGGUCCCACAGGCACUCCAGGGAGGGAUGGUCGUGGAGGGUCAAUCUGUGUCGUCGGCCCCAAGGGACAGAAGGGUACCCCAGGUUUGGUGGGUCCAGAGGGGUUGGCCGGAGAGCCGGGGAAGAAUGGAUUCCCAGGCACGCCGGGCGUUGGAAAGCCGGGCCCACCAGGCCCUCCUGGUGAAGCAGUUGGUGUAAAAGGAGACAAGGGAGACGCAGGGCCUCAGGGAGGAGACGGAUCGCCGGGAGAUCCAGGCCCAAGAGGACCAACGGGGUUUAAAGGAAAUAAGGGUGACCCAUGCGAGGUGUGCCCCGUGCUGCCUUCAGGCACGGGUAACACGGUGGCACUGCAAGGGAAGCCGGGCCCUAAAGGAGAGGCUGGAUCACCAGGGAUAGGGGAGAGAGGACCGCCUGGGCCCCUGGGCACAGAUGGCAAGGCAGGACAGAAGGGCGAACCAGGAACAGGAGGUUUCAAAGGAGAAAAGGGAGAACCAUGUUCUGUGUGCCCAACUAUCGGAGCCGGUGUUCAGACCCAGCAGCGGGAGGGAGAGAGGGGAGAGCCUGGGAUUGGACAAAAGGGACAACAAGGAGAGCCUGGAAAUGUAGGAUCACCUGGGCUUAGAGGAGAAAAGGGUAACGCGGGGAGCAAAGGAGCAGAUGGAAAGCCGGGAAAGUCUGGACCAAAGGGGCCCAGUGGCAAGGAUGGACAAAGAGGCUUGCAGGGAGAGCAGGGGCUCCCAGGGCUUGGUCUUCCCGGCCUUAAGGGUGAGAAGGGUGAUUGCGGUCAAUGCCAGCCGGCAGAGGCGGGUAGCGGACCCGCCGGCAUGAAACUACUCGAUGGAGCAAGAGGCAAGCCGGGCGAACCAGGCCCUCAAGGUCCGACCGGACCUCCAGGACUAGGAGCAGAUGGCAAACGGGGCCCACCAGGUCUCGCUGGUGCGAAAGGAGAAAAGGGCGAAGAAGGCGAUCAAGGAAAUAACGGACUCAACGGGGCUCCUGGAGUCCCAGGACUGCCUGGAGAGCCUGGUCGGGACGGACUCAUGGGCUUGAAGGGAGCAAAGGGCGACAGUUGUACCAGCUGUGCUUCUCUGGGAACUGCAGUGGGGGAAGGUGUCGCUGUGCAAGGCCCCAAAGGAGAGCGAGGAGACACUGGUCCCACAGGAGAAGGGAAGCCUGGAAAAAAUGGAAAACCAGGCUUACCAGGUGUGCCGGGUCCUUCUGGUCCCAAAGGAAUCAAGGGAGAAGCUGGAGUUGCAGCAAUAGGCCUUCCAGGACAACAAGGUGAAGAGGGACCAAGAGGACUCCCAGGACUCGGAGGGCCUCCUGGAGCCAGAGGAUUGACAGGAGCUGAUGGCCCUGCAGGAGAAAAGGGCUCCGUGGGAGAAGCUGGGCCUCCGGGACCACGCGGUCCUGAGGGCAUUGGAGUACCAGGCCCGCCGGGCAGAGAUGCAAACCCUGGGUCUACAGGAUUGCCCGGGGCUGACGGCAAACCUGGACUUGAUGGCGCUAAGGGGGACAAGGGUGAACCAGGAGAGUGCAACUGCAUCACACCUGUACAUUCAGGCAUAGGCGGACCUGGAGCUCCAGGAACUCCAAUAAACACAUGGCAACCCGGCCCUCAGGGCCCACCAGGACCUCCUGGCCCUCCUGGUCUGCCGGGGCCUCAAGGUGUUACUGGAAUGGAUGGACAACCGGGUAUCCCUGGAAACGACGGGAUACAGGGGAAACCCGGUUUACCAGGAUACAUCACACACAUUGAAACCGACCAGCUACCUCAAGACUCUGCUGGAGAAGAUGGUGAUGAAGCCUGUAAAGGAGGAGACUGCUCCCAAGGAUCUCCAGGGGUGCAAGGCACAGGUGGAGCAAAGGGAGAGAAAGGAGACCAGGGCAAGCCCGGUGUAACCCCCUUGGACGGCUGUGACAAGUGUUUGGACAGACUGCAGAAAGAGCAGGCAACACAAGCUGUGAAUGACCGACCAGGAAUGCCAGGAAUUCCAGGGACGCCUGGAUCACCAGGAACAAGAGGAGAGCCGGGAAUACAAGGAGAAAGAGGUAAAGCUGGAAUACCAGGAAUCAUGGGACCCCGCGGGUUCCAGGACCUCUGGGCCAAUUUGUUCCAUCUCUCUCAUGUGUCUUCCGCUUGGAGCAGCUUACAAAUGAAAUGUCGUGGGUUCCAAUGGGAGGCGGCACUGGCCGGUUACACGUUUUGUCUCCUUGAUACAGACUUCACCAGGGGAGCAUACAUAUCACAUCUUCCUUUUCUCAUUAUUCCUAACUUUGAUCAUUCUCAGGGUCAGAAUGGUGAGGCAGGGUCACCCGGCACCCCAGGAAUUAAGGGCGAGCAGGGCCUUCCGGGGACUUCGGGCUACCCAGGAUCCAUGGGACCGCCCGGGCUCCCCGGACUGAAAGGCGAGCGCGGGAGCCCCGGAGGCGGUGGUCAGAAAGGAGAAUCGGGCGCCGCUGGUAACCCUGGAUACCAAGGACUGGCCGGCUCCCCGGGCAUUAAAGGAGACACGGGACCAGCUGGGCCUGUUGGUUCCAAAGGCGAUCAGGGUUUCCAAGGACAACCAGGUUUCCCAGGACCACCAGGUCCUCCAGGUAUUGCGGGGAAACCGGGAAGGGAAGGUUCCACUGGGCUCAAAGGUGAAAAAGGCAAUGACGGCACUCAAGGAUCUCAGGGCCCAACGGGGCCCUCAGGCUCUCCAGGCUCCCCUGGACUGAUGGGUCCCCCUGGCAUUGAGGGAUUGGAUGGAAAAGAUGGGAAACCAGGGCUGCGGGGAGAAGCUGGCCCUGCAGGCCCAGCAGGACCACGAGGAAUUCCAGGAUUCAAAGGGAAAACUGGCCAUUCCGGCUUCCCCGGACAGAAGGGUGAUGCUGGACCGUCAGGUCCACCUGGACCACCAGGCAGGGCGGGUCACGAGGGUGAUCCCGGUACCCCAGGAGCUCCUGGGCGACCUGGACCGUCUGGCCACGUUGGUUCUGCAGGUCCAGCUGGACCACCAGGACCUCCUGGUCCAUCAGGAGUGGGUAUAACAGGAGACAAGGGCCAAGUGGGUGAGAGGGGUCUUCCGGGGAUGGGAGGAGCCCCAGGACCGCCCGGGCACCCUGGGUCCAUGGGAGAGCCAGGCAAUGAUGGGGAAGCUGGUAAAGACGGAUCCGUCGGCCAACCAGGGGAAAACGGGCAACCAGGUCAAAAGGGUGAACCCGGGGAAGCAGGCCAGCGAGGUCCCGCUGGUGAAAGAGGUAGACCUGGGCCCCCUGGGGGUGGAGGUUACCACUCCAAGGACGCACAGCCCAUGAUUGGCCCGGUCGGACCCAGAGGGGAGAGAGGGAACCCGGGUUCAGAGGGUUCUCCGGGAACCCCAGGACCUGCAGGGGCACCGGGAAAUGACGCGGUUGUAAAUUAUGAUGAAAUCAAGAACUUCAUCCGCCAGCAGGUCAUCAAGAUCUUUGAUGAGAGAAUGUCCUACUACAUGUCGCGCAUGCAGACGCCAGUAGAGGUCGCAUCCCCAGGUCGGCCCGGACCCCCAGGGAAAGACGGCACUCCAGGUAAUCCUGGGAACCCAGGCGCACCUGGAAUCCCAGGACACGUUGGCAGAACAGGACGCCCAGGAGGCCAAGGACCACCAGGACCACAUGGACCACGUGGAGAAAAAGGAGAUAAGGGUGUUGGGGAGAUGGGAGAUGUAGGACCUCCCGGAGCACCAGGUGUCCCGGGCCCCCAGGGCUAUGGUAAGACAGGACCCCCGGGUCCCGUUGGCCAGCAGGGUGUUCCUGGGAUCUCGGGCUCUCCUGGCAAGCCUGGUACAAAGGGACAUGACGGCCGGUGUAAUCCGGCAGAUUGUAGGAGCCAACAAGUAGAAUACAGCCCCAAGGGCCCACCUAUCAAGGGCCCGUGGUAGAGGGCGAGAGGUAAUAAAGUAGAUGGACUGAAGCUAAGAGGACUUUGGAUGACAGGAAGCCAAGUAGUUAUUAAAUCUGACCUCCAGGAGUAACUUUGCUGUUGAAUUGUACAGAUGUACCCACACAGAUUUUGAACAAAGUUAUAAGCAAAAAACCAAUGAGGCCUGAAAAGACACACGAGCAGCACAUUUUCAUUGCAAUAUAACUUCUAUAUUCUCACUUUUCUACUUUUUAACAUUUUCAAACAAGGGAACAAAAUUACAGUUUGUAAUUUGUUUGUUUUUUAACUUAGGCUUAUUUUCUGUCUAAAUUUCUAGAAUUUCCGUUAUUGUAGCACUUUGCUUGAAUCUUUCUCACAAAAUCAUUAUUAGGGGGCAUCCCGUGCAUUUUUUAACUUCAUCUUAGCGGUUGUGGUGUGUAAAAAAUCAUCCUAAGAAACGUACGUCCAUGCCAUUUCUAAAGAAUUGACUGUUUUGUACAUAUUUAUAUUUAUAUAUUGUGGCCUUUUCUACUUUUUCAACAGAUUUGAUACAUUACCUAUUCAGUUUUGGUGGUUAUCAACCAAAGGAAUAUUUCUUUACGGUUUUAAGCUUUUAGAAUCAAAUUAAGUGUUCAGUUAAAGAUUGUUGAAGUUAAAGGUGCUGCCAGAGUUAAAUUUGUUUAAUUAUUACUCUUAUAUUUUCACCCUACACCUACCUAAAGCCUCAUUUAAUUCUGCAUUCCAAAUUGGCUGUAAUAUAAAUCUUUCUGCUUCAACAGGAACUUUAUAAAGAGCAUUAAUUAAUUGUAAUGCAACUCACUAAGCAGCCAGUCAAGCACUCAGAGACAAUAUUCUUUUAAAGCAUCACAAAUUGAUUUCUUAAGUCAGUCUUACUUUUUUACCAUGUAUCUCAAACGUUAGCCAUUAGACCGACAUCUCACAAACUAAUCCACGGUAACUGUUAAAACCGGAUUAAAUGAGCUUUGAAAGAU